Dryobates pubescens (Downy woodpecker) is the source of this 4453-nucleotide messenger RNA. RefSeq names its product sorting nexin 29 (gene SNX29). The coding region runs from base 1 to 2850 and encodes 949 amino acids. The record is from RefSeq and is a predicted model, not a curated record. NCBI's taxonomy places the organism in Eukaryota, Metazoa, Chordata, Aves, Piciformes, Picidae. Gene Ontology annotation, molecular function: phosphatidylinositol binding. The transcript is spliced from 22 exons.
AUGCGCAACAGUGUGACAUUUGCACCGGACUGUCGGACUGUUCGGCUCUCUGUGAACUGGCAGGGAUUGCCACGGGACCUUCGGCCGGGGCCGGGGCCUUACAGCGCCCCCUGCGCGGGGAGCUCCGCUGCCCGAGGCAACGGUCGGUCUCGCGCCUUUUCCUCAGAAGCCUGCGAGAGGAGAAGGAGGCGGCAGCGGCGGCACCCCGCAGACUCUUCGAGAUACAACUGCAGACCAAAACCGGGUUCUGCCGGCACCCCGCCACGGAUCGGUGUUUACCUUCCGGGGCGGCGGGGCGGAGUUCCGGGGCGGAGAGUGCUCGCUGGCCGGCUCGGCUUUGGGCUGUGCGGGAGGAGGGAUCGGGUCCGGCGGACGAAGGGUGUGAGCCCCGAGGCCACCAUGAGUGGUUCACAGAGCAAUGACACUAAAAGGCAGUUUCUUCUAGAACGGCUACUGGAUGCCGUUAAACAGUGUCAGAUACGAUUUGGAGGAAGAAAAGAAAUUGCUUCAGACUCUGAUAGCAGAGUCACUUGUUUGUGUGCUCAGUUUGAAGCUGUGUUACAGCACGGUCUGAGGAGGAGUCGGGGGCUGGCAUUAACAGCAGCAGCGAUCAAACAGGCAGCGGGUUUCUCCAGUAAAACUGAGACUGAGCCUGUGUUUUGGUAUUACGUGAAAGAAGUCCUGAAUAAACAUGAACUGCAGCGCUUUUACUCUCUGAAGACAAUUACUACAGAUAUUGGUAGAGGCCGGGCUUGGUUGCGCUGUGCAUUAAAUGAGCAUUCCCUGGAAAGAUAUGUUCAUAUGCUGCUUGCAGAUAAGACUCGACUCAGUGUCUUCUAUGAAGACUGGUCUUUUAUGAUGGAUGAAGAACGCUCUAGUAUGAUCCCUACAAUGGCAGCUGGUCUGAACUCCAUUCUUUUUGCCAUCAACAUUGAUAAUAAAGAUUUAAAUGGGCAGAGCAAGUGCACACCCACCGUGUCUGAUUUAUUAAAGGAAUCAACGCAAAAUGUAACCUCAUUGUUGAAAGAAUCCACUCAGGGUGUUAGCAGCCUUCUUAGAGAGAUAACUGCGUCAUCUCCUGUCUCGAUCCUGAUAAAACCUGAUCAAGACACUGACCCCCUUCCUGUUCUUUCAAAGAAUGUAAAUGCUGAUUUGAAAUACAAAAAAGAUCGAAAAAAGAAGAAGAGAGUGACAAAUAUUAUCUCGUUUGAUGAAGAUGAUGAUGAGCAAAAUUUGGGGGAUGCCACAAAGGCCCUGAUUACAGGAGAAAGUUCAGAAGAGAGUGUAGACAGAUCUUCAGUUUUUGUGUUGCCUUCAUCUGAAAGCACUCUUGGAAAAAAUUUGAAUGGGAGUGAGAGUAACCAUUCGUGGAAGAGCAAUUCAGUGUUCAUGAAUGGUGAAUAUGAGUACCAGAAACUAGAUGUGAAGAGCAUUGAUGAUGAAGAUGCAGAUGAGGAUGAGCUGUAUGGGAAAACAUUAGGAAAUAAAGGCACAGAAGGUGAAAGUGAAGCUUCUGAAAAGCCUCAUGCAAUAAGCACAUGCAAUUCUCAGAUAUGCAGUUGGUCUCCUCUGCAAGUCCUGAAUGAUGACUCGGAUGUGCUAUUUCCUGUCAGUGCCAUAGGCUCUUACUCCCAAACAGGUAACUUGGAGAAUGGAGAGGUGAAUGAACAUGUUCAUGUGGUAGAACUGGUUCCAAGAAGAUCUGAUCUUCCUUACAGAGUGGAAGUCAGUACUCCAGCUCAAGUGAAUACUUUAAGCAGUAUGUUGCCUUCAGCCACUGUGCCAGAAUCCAUGACAAUUAAUGAACUUCGUCAAGCUAUUGUGGCCAUGAUGAAUAGAAAGGAUGAACUGGAAGAACAGAAUAGAUCUCUGCGAAAUCUGCUUGAUGGAGAGAUGGAGCACUCUGCAGCCCUAAGACAGGAAGUGGACAACUGGAGAAGGAAAAUAGCAGAACAGGAAGAGCGACAUGCAGUGAAAGUCCAAGCCUUGGCACGAGAAAAUGAGGUGCUAAAAGUGCAACUUAAGAAGUACGUAGGAGCAGUCCAGAUGCUCAGAAGAGAAGGUCAAGCAGUGGAAGUUCUGCCAAAUAUUUGGAGCACUGAUGGUGAAUUUACUAUCCCAGAGCAAAAGCAAGCGGAAAACACUGAGGAACUGGCCAGCUCUUAUGAGAGAAAAUUGAUAGAGGUAGCUGAAAUGCAUGGGGAACUGAUUGAAUUCAAUGAGAGGCUGCACCGUGCUCUGAUGGCUAAAGAAGCUCUUGUGUCCCAGAUGAGGCAAGAGCUAAUUGAUCUGAGAGGGCCGGUCCCUGGAGAUUUGAGUCAAACAUCUGAAGAUCAGAGUUUGUCAGAUUUCGAAAUAUCAAACCGUGCUCUUAUUAAUGUCUGGAUUCCCUCAGUCUUUCUGCGUGGAAAAGCUGCUAAUGCAUUUCAUGUUUAUCAGGUUUAUGUUAGGAUAAAGGAUGAUGAAUGGAAUGUUUAUCGAAGAUAUGCGGAGUUCAGAAGCUUGCAUCAUAAAUUGCAGAAUAAAUACCAACAAGUGAGGACUUUUAACUUUCCACCAAAAAAGGCCAUUGGAAACAAGGAUGCAAAGUUUGUAGAAGAGCGACGCAAGCAGCUACAAAAUUACCUAAGGAAUGUAAUGAACAAAAUUAUUCAGACCGUGCCAGAAUUCACAGCCAAUCCCAAAAAAGAGACUCUUAUUCAGCUGAUGCCCUUUUUUGUUGAUAUUCCACCUUCUGGAGAAGCAGUGAGCAAAAGCAACCGCUCAAGAGUGGCUACACGCUUCCCCAGACUAUCUCGCGGCCAUCAAAGGGAGCCACGAAACCUGGAACCUCAGAGUGGUGAUCUUUGACCCUCUUUCAGAGUUGUGAAUACUGGCACCACAUACUUUAAGUUGUUCUGUGAUUCCUUCCUAGCCUAUAUUUAUAAUUUAAGCUCCUGAAGAGACUACAGCUGCAUCAACUUAAAUCCUGAAAGGAGACAUUUAUUACUAAGGGUCGUAUCCUGAUUAACUACUUUGGAAGGCAGUAAUCACUUUCUCAAAAGAAUACGAGGGCUCUUCACCAGAGCUCAGCAAACUGAGAGGCAUUUUCUUUGUUUUGUAAAGCUGCAUUGCACAUAGUCUCCUUUGUUAUUCUGAAGUUUUUCUGUUACUAUGAAUUCUGUGUUUGUACUCUGUUUCUUUCUACAUGUACAUUUUUGUGUUUCAGAGAGGUGUGGGUAUCAUGUCAAGACAAUUUUUUUUGUUUCCUUGGAAGAAUAGUUAAGCUUAUCACUACUUAAUAUGUCAGAAGGAUGUGCUUAAAAGAACCUCACUAAUUUAUUACCUUUUGUAAAUAGAAGGACUGGGGUCUUUUUAAUUGUAAAUCUCUGACACUCAUAAAGGUUUUUAAAAAUCUCAACAAAGUAGAUGACAAGGGAAAAACAUUACAGGUAGGAAAAAAUCUUUUGUACAUUUCUAGUUAGGUAUUCUUAACAGCUUUCAUCUGUGGGAAGUGAUUAUUAAAAAUCAGAGAAUGUAAUAACUUUUUAGUGACAUUUCAGUCUUGUGCUAAGGCUGCGUGCAAUAGUAUUGAUUUCUACAAACCACCAGAAGCAUACACAAAAUUAGCACGGUGCAAAGUAGUGUUUUCAAGUCUUGGGUCACGUUUUGUUAUUAAUUUGUUGCUGAUAUUGCAGAACAGUCCAUCAUUAAAAGGGCAGUGUGGAAUUCCUCCUCUGAUUUUGUAAAACUCUUCACACGGUGAUUCUUAAAAAUUGCCUGUAAUGAAAGUGCCUGUUACCCAUCACCUCUUAUUGAAAAGUAGUUUGCAAUUGUACUACUACUGUAAGAGCAACUAAAAGAAAUGACAAGAAUUAUUACAAGUGGUGGAAGUCCUGACAUGGAUUAACUGGAAUCCAGUUCAAUACCCAUUAGCUGCACUGCCGUAGGCAGUUAAUUAUAUGUUAGCUAUCUUCUUCUCUUCAUUAAGUUUAAGCAGCAUACAUUCACAUUUUCUAUCAAUUGUAUUCUGGUUUUCCUUUGUGUAAGAACAUCUUUCUUCUCAGAAGUUUUUUUUUUUUUGGAUAAUGUUACUUAAAUGGAUGUAUCUUGUAAUUUUAUUAUCCAUUCAUUAUAUUAAAUUCUCAUGUCAGUUGAAAUCUAAUAUUACCCUGCAGAACGAAACAAGCCGAUGGUUAAGAACAGAUUAUUUUACAUUGGUGCUUUACUGAAGUUCUAGGAAACUGGAACUUCUGUUCUGCAAAUCUGUGACCAUCAUGUGUUGUUUAGUCAGGUAAGUGGUCCAUUCAUUUCCAGUGACUUUUCUGGAGUGAGCAGGGGUUACCCACAGAGACUGGCAUCAGUGGGCUUGUUUCUGUAUAAGCCUCAAAUGCCAGAUUCGUACCAUUGAAAUAUGUAGCUUAAAGAUUGCACUGACUAGCAAAAUGGAAUUCAGUCUUGCUGUUGGUGUGAA